This is a messenger RNA of Ramularia collo-cygni, 3201 nucleotides long. Its product is annotated as related to SEC5 protein. Bases 1 to 3201 code for a protein of 1066 amino acids. Lineage: Eukaryota; Fungi; Ascomycota; Dothideomycetes; Mycosphaerellales; Mycosphaerellaceae. The transcript has 2 exons. Gene Ontology annotation, biological process: Golgi to plasma membrane transport; exocytosis. Gene Ontology annotation, cellular component: exocyst. The record is from RefSeq and is a predicted model, not a curated record.
AUGCCCAUCUCCGCGGAGAGAGAACGCGAGCUGCUAAACAAGUAUAAACUCACCUCGCUGCAUCCCACCGAAUGGCCACACAAGGACGACGAGUCGUCCGAGGAAGAGGAGGAUGAGGCGCCUGCCAACAAUACUCGUCAAUCUUCCGUUCGCAAUUCACGCURUCAGAAACUCGCCCGCCAUGCCAGUCUCAGAUCAACCGCCCAGGCCACUGUUGGCGUGCAAAACGACGAACCAGAUGCCCUGGGCAUGGCUCCAAGUAUCUCGACCGAGCUACGAAGACGCGGAGUGCCCGUGGAUGAAGACCUGGCAUUGCGUAACAAGUUCAUGCUUUCAUCCACCAGCUUCAGUCCAGCCGCAUAUCUUUCACAUCUCCACCAGACGGCAAGCACGGAGGACCUCAUGCAGGGUCUGGACUUCCUCAGUAAGAGUAUUGCCGAGAAGUCUGCCAGUUUGAAGGUACUGGUUGAAAGCAACUUUGAACGAUUCGUACGAGCAAAGGCGACUAUCGAUACCGUAUACACCGAGAUGCGAACACAGGGAGUGGAGGAGCAAAGCAAUUCACAGCUUCAACCAAGUGGUCCACCCAAUGGUACGAGACCACACUCUCGGCAGACGAGCAAAGGGCAGACACAUUUUCGAAAUACCAGUGGCGCCUUCGCUGCUGCUGGAGCGAAACUGGCACCUUCUGGAAAGCGGAAGAAUGCACUCACCAAGGAGUCUGAAUAUGGUGUGCAAGGAAUCAAGGUUCCUCUGCAAGAAGUGGCCAUCAAAGCAGAGGAAGUUUGGGGCCCGGCUUUGGGUGGACGCGAGAAGGAGGGGACUCUCAAAGCAGUCAUGAGUGCCUUUGAACAGCACCGGGAUGUCUUCAAGCUGAGCGGCGUCGUGUAUGAGGCUGUCAAGAAGAACGACUAUGAUGCUGUCGUGGAUGCCUAUAAGCAGGCCAAAAGUCACGCGGACAAGGCAAGGAAGAUUGCAACGAUCGCCAAGGAGAACGAUAUGGAGCUCGGAGACCAGGAUGUGCAUCAAAUCAUCGUCACUGCGAGGAUGUGGCAUGAUGUUACUGUGCAGAUUGAUGGUUUCAAGAACGGUAUUUGGAAGAAGCUAAAGUCCGCGCACGGACGGAGAGCGGCUGCAAUGGCUGAUGAGCCUGAUAAGGAGCUACACAUGGAGCUGAUCGCUGUACUACUCCAGCUCGGUGUCGAGGAGAGUCCCAUCUGGAUAUGGAUCAACAGCCGUUACCUCUAUCUGAAGGAUCGAAUUGCCCGCUCUUUCGAACGCAGCCGGAUCGAGAUUGAGAUCCUACGACGGAGACUGGCCAGCAUUACCAAAACGGACAUCGUCGCGUUGGCCAAACAUCUCCGAUCCGCUUCGACUUCCACGGGCGCUCUUCGUCUUAAUAAGGAGUCGACACAAGAUCUGGAUAGUGACAUCAUUCUCGCGUUCUGGGACAAAGUACAAGCGUGCUUGUCCGCGUUACUUUCCCCGCAGAAUGGCGUUCUUUCUGAGGUUCUGGAAUGGUGGGAGAUUGCUCAGUCUUUCAUCGACAAUAAAGCGCAAAAGUCAUUUCCUACUGCGGUGUUUGCAGUAGGAUUCACCCAUCUCGAGCUGGAAGAGGAGCACAUCUCUGCAAUCCACGCAGCUGCUUUCGAGCUUGUCAAUAUCAUUCGUGAAAGCAUUGUCUCAUUCUUUCAAGAACCACCUGUGGAUGAUAUUAGCGAUCUUUAUUCUCCAAUCCCGCCGACACCCAUUUCUCCGGAUUCAGACGCCAGCCACCAGUUUCCUCUCAGGCGUGCCUUUAGCAUUGACAACAACAAUAUCCCUCCUCCGUCACCCAAAACAGAUGCGGCAUGGGAGAAGUAUGCAUUCUGGCCUCCAGGAGCCAAUUCCCUCUCUGGAGCACACUACCUGGCGCGCUUCUCCACCUUGGUCGGCACCGCCAUGAGUGAGAUUGCCGGCCUCUCUCCUAUCAAGUCGGCACCUGAACGUCGGGAGAAGCUCAAAUCUACAAUCAUAUCGGUACGAGAGCGCUGCAUUGCAGCCAUAUGUGCGAGCUGGAACAGCGAUGCGGAGAAAUGCCGCGUUCUUGAAUCGUGGACAAGAUCACCCGAACGCAGAGAUCUCACUCUCAUGCCUGCAUAUUUUGAGGCGUGGGAGGAAAGGGUGUUGACGAAUGUGCAGAAGAUUGCGUACAUUUCAGAUGCCGUUGGUUUGAAGAGCAGUGGAGCUGGCGUGGAUGUCAUUCCGCCUCCAAGUGCCAAACUUCUUCAAGCUGUCCGGACUUGUUUCGUAACAAGUUUGUACAAGGGCCUGAGUGGGAUKGUAGAGAAUGCAACCACGACUGGAUCCUCCGAGUCUUCUUCCACGAGGCUAUUGGAUGGUGGAGUCGGCGUUGAGGCCGAUCCGGAUGGCGUCACAGUGGCGAGGCGAAGAGGGGUGGAGGGUGAUGGACUUGGUGUUCUGGCCACCGAAGCCGUUGAUGCCAGCAAUAGAAACGUGCGGAUGCUCAUCACACUCUCCAAUUUAACCCAUCUUCGGAGUGAAGUCAUUCCGCAGCUCAUCUCCACAUUCGAAUCCGCCUUUUCGGUCAAGCUCACAGAGGAGAGCAAGACGAUCCGUGACGUUCUCUCACAGAUUGACUCUCGGCUUUUCCAGGCAUAUGUCAAGCCUACACUAUCAUACAUUACAGAAACUAUCUCCAACGGAGUGGCGUCCCCUUCUUGGGAGCCUACCAGUACUCCAACAGACGCCAGGCCAUACAUUUAUGACGUACUUAUCAAGCUGGUCUUCAUUCACGCCGAGGUCACGUCGACAACCACAUCAACACUGACGAACCAAAUUCUUUCCUACCUUCUCGAGCAGAGCUCGCUAUCGCUCAUUGCGUCUUUCGAGAAGCGGGACAGCUAUUCUCUUGCAGCGUUGAUGCAAGCGACUCUUGAUGUGGAGUUUCUCGCUCAGACCCUCAACCAAUAUACCACAGAUAAGGCCGGAGAGGUGCAAAGCCAGAUCUAUCUCAAGCUGGACGAGCGGACUGGGAAUGAGGCACGAGGUAGACUCCAAGGAGAGUUGGCAGGCAUGCGAGGUGUGUUAAAGGGUCUGAGGGAGGGUACCAAGGGUGAAUUCGGGUGCUUCAGAAGAGAAAGGCGUGGUAGGAGGGAAAAUGGCAGCGGCGGAGGGAGCGCCGGCGGUAACAAGGGAUAG